Molecule: messenger RNA, 2943 nt
Organism: Phyllotreta striolata
Lineage: Eukaryota; Metazoa; Arthropoda; Insecta; Coleoptera; Chrysomelidae
Source: the annotation of a GenBank genome assembly
UAAAACGCAAGAAAAGGUCGAAUUACUGGCCAUUCGUUAGAAACGUUUCUUUAACUAAAGAGAUAGUGAUUUUGUAAAAAUGCCACCUAACAAUCGCACCCUUUCCGAUAAACCUACCCUCAAAAUAGCCAUCAUUGGACAGAGCAAAUUCGCCGUGGAUGUUAUGCAAACACUGGAGCAACAUGGACACACAAUCGUUGGAGUAUUUACAAUCACCGAUAAAGGGAAAAGGGAAGAUCCAUUAGCCAAAGCAGCCGCCGAACAAAACAUACCAGUGUUCAAAAUAAAAGCUUGGAGAAAAGCUGGCAAACCUUUACCGGAAAUUCUGGAUCAGUACAGAAGCGUCAAAGCCGACCUCAAUGUCUUACCAUAUUGUUCCCAAUUCAUUCCCAUGGAAGUCAUCAAUCACCCCCGAUUGAAAAGUAUUUGCUACCAUCCAUCAAUACUGCCCAAGCACAGAGGUGCUAGUGCUAUAAAUUGGACUCUAAUUUGCGGCGACAAAAAGGCUGGAUUAACAGUGUUUUGGGCCGAUGAUGGGUUAGAUACAGGUCCGAUUCUUCUUCAGGAAGAAUGCGACGUGGAAGAAAACGAUACUGUGGAUACUCUUUACAAGAGGUUCCUUUAUCCAGCCGGUGUGGUAGCUGUAGCCAGAGGAGUGGACAUGGUGGCCAACGAUACAGCCCCGAAAAUAGUACAAAGCGAAAAAGGGGCCACGUAUGAUCCCAUGUUGAACAAACCGGAGUUGCAGAAAAUUGAUUGGAGUAAAACGGCUUUGGAGCUUCACAAUUUCGUACGAGGUAUGGAUUCCGUUCCUGGGGCUAGUUGCAUGAUCAAAUUGCCGGGAUCGGAGGAUUAUAAGGAAGCAUUACUCUUCGGAUCGUCUUUAUGGAAGGAGCCAGUACCUAUCGGGAAGACUGUGGAAAUACAAGGCACAAAGCCUGGUAUCAUUCACGAUGAGGGUUUGUUGUUAGUUGGUUCCGACAAAGAAUAUGUAAAUAUCAAGCGAGUUAAAGUUAACGGUCGUAUGAAAAACGCUUCGACUCUCGAUCAAGUUUCCAAACAAGUAGACAUUGAAUUCACGCCGGAAGAAAAAAUCCUAAUCGAAUCGAUUAGACAGAUUUGGGAAGCAAUUUUAAACGUCGAUAUAGAGGAAAGCACGGAUUUCUUUGCUUGCGGUGCUGGAUCUAUGGACGUUGUCAGACUCGUGGAAGAAGUUAAGGAAAUUUCCAAGACCGAAUUAGAAAACGAAGACGUCUUUUUGGAACCAACAUUUUUGGAAUUCUGUCAAAACGUGAUACUCAAAUGCAGGGGUGGCAGUGGCAAGGCUAAUAUCGAGUACAGAGCCGUAGAAAUGGACAUCAACAAGAUGAAAAUAAGAUUUCCUUGUCAGUUGUUUAUUAACGGGGAAUUCGUAGACGCCGAAAAUGAAAAAACUACACCCACCAUCAAUCCUGCUACAGAGGAAGUCAUUUGCAAUGUUCAAUGCGCUUCGAAAAAUGAUGUCAAUAAGGCCGUAGCUGCAGCUAAAAAUGCUUUCCAAAACGGAGAAUGGAGUAAAAUCAGCGCUAGGGAUAGAGGCCUCUUGCUCUACAAACUGGCAGAUUUAAUGCAAGAACACAAAGAGGAACUGGCGACAAUUGAAUCAAUCGACUCGGGUGCAGUGUACACAUUGGCAUUGAAAACUCACGUUGGAAUGAGCAUAGAAACGUGGAGGUAUUUUGCCGGGUGGACAGACAAAAUAGAAGGAUCAACGAUACCUAUAUCACACGCGAGACCCAACAGAAAUCUAUCAUUCACAAAAAAAGAACCGAUUGGUGUUUGUGGAUUGGUAACUCCAUGGAAUUAUCCUUUGAUGAUGUUAUCGUGGAAAAUGGCUGCAUGUUUAGCAGCCGGGAAUACUGUAGUGAUCAAGCCCGCUCAAGUUUGUCCGUUAACAGCUCUAAAAUUCGCUGAACUUUCCGCUAAAGCGGGAUUCCCACCUGGAGUGAUUAACGUGGUAACCGGCUCUGGUUCAGUGGCUGGUCAAGCUAUUGCAGACCAUCCUGAUGUGAGAAAAUUGGGUUUCACAGGUAGCACAGAAAUCGGUCAAGUUAUAAUGAAAAGUUGCGCGGAUUCUAAUCUGAAAAAAGUGUCGUUGGAGCUCGGAGGAAAAUCUCCUUUGGUAAUAUUCUCGGAUUGUGAUUUAGAAAAGGCUGUGAGACUGGGAAUGCAAAGUGUAUUUUUCAACAAAGGCGAAAACUGCAUAGCAGCUGGUAGAAUUUUCGUCGAAGAUAGCAUUCACGAUGAAUACAUCAGGAGGGUGGUUCAAGAAACGAAGAAAAUCCAAAUCGGGGAUCCACUGAACAAAUCGACCUCGCACGGACCGCAAAAUCAUUUAGCGCAUAUUAAAAAAUUACUGGAAUAUAUUGAACAAGGCAUAAAAGAGGGAGCUAAACUCGAAUAUGGUGGCAAAAGGCUACAAAAACCUGGAUACUUCUUAGAACCCACUGUCAUUAGCAACGUUGAAGAUCACAUGUAUGUUGCUAAAGAAGAAUCAUUCGGCCCAAUUAUGCUUAUUAGUAGGUUUAGAAAUGGAGACUUGGAUGGCGUUCUUAAGAGAGCCAACGCCACAGAAUAUGGUCUUGCCUCAGGAGUAUUCACUAAAGACAUUUCAAAAGCUUUGAGAUUUGCUGAAAGUAUCGAGGCCGGUACAGUUUUUAUAAAUACAUACAAUAAGACGGAUGUUGCUGCUCCAUUUGGAGGUUUCAAACAAUCCGGAUUCGGUAAAGAUUUAGGUAAAGAAGCAUUAAAUGAAUACUUAAAAACCAAGUGUGUAACGAUAGAAUAUUAAGUCCUUAAAUAUGUUAAUUUUGAUUAUUUAAAUAUUUUUAACACGAUAAAACUAAUAGUAUUGUAAAUAUAAAUGUAUUUAGUUGUAUGUUUUUAAUAAUAAAUUAGUACAAA